Messenger RNA from Anneissia japonica, 1173 nucleotides. RefSeq lists its product as uncharacterized. Bases 1 to 1173 code for a protein of 390 amino acids. The transcript has a single exon. NCBI's taxonomy places the organism in Eukaryota, Metazoa, Echinodermata, Crinoidea, Comatulida, Comatulidae. Gene Ontology annotation, biological process: DNA integration. Gene Ontology annotation, molecular function: nucleic acid binding. The record is from RefSeq and is a predicted model, not a curated record.
AUGACACCGUCUCAACCAGCAGCUCCACCUUAUCCACCCAUGUAUCCUACCUACGCGUUUCAAUGCAUAUGUGCUGAUUUUUUUCACCACAAGGGUAAUAGCUAUCUGGUCAUCGUUGAUAGAUACUCCAAUUGGCCGGUUAUCGAAAGAACGUCAGAUGGUGCCCAUGGUCUCAUUACUUCCCUCCGUCACGUAUUUAUGACCUUUGGUGUUUGCGAUGAACUUUCUUCGGACGGAGGCCCAGAAUUCACUUCAGGAAGCACUCGAGACUUCUUGAAACAAUGGGGUGUCCAUCACCGCUUGUCGUCAGUUGCUUUUCCGCACUCCAAUUGUAGAGCAGAGGUGGGGGUCAAGACCGCUAAACUCCUGAUCACCAACAACACUGGUCCACAUGGUCAACCGGACACCGAUGCUUUUCAACGAGCGAUCCUUCAGUAUAGGAAUACACCUGACUCGGCAACCAAAACUUCUCCAGCCAUGUGUGUCUUUGGCCGUCCGAUUAAAGAUAUGAUACCAAUUCUACACGGUAAAUACUUACCACACCCAACGUGGAGGAGCACUAUGGCAGAUCGUGAGAUUGCACUACGAAACCGCCACAUGCGGUCUGCUGAGUAUUGGACCCAGCAUACAGGUCGGCUGCCAGCCUUGGCCGUAGGUGAUUCCGUUCGAAUUCAAAACCAAACAGGCCCACAUCCCACUGAGUGGGACAAGACAGGCACGGUGAUUGGGGUGCACCAAUUUGAUCAAUACAUUGUGAGGGUCGAUGGUUCUGGUAGGAUAACACUACGUAACAGACACUUCCUCAGAAAGUACAUCCCGGUAUACCAACCAGAGCGCCGACGUAUGAUCACUGAUGACCUCCGCUUCCUCCCUGUGAGACAGGGACCGAAACUAGGGGAUGCUCCUAUGAUGCCAGUUCGGUGUGCACUUGAUACACCGCCGGUAGAUGAUCAACACGCUUCCAGAUCCCCAGUUUCGCCAGGAUCUCCUCUAGUGCCCUUACCUAAUCUGUUUACACCAACCACCCCUCCGCCACCUGUUAGCCAUGUAACACCCCAGCCUGUCACAUCUCCACCCAUUAGCACUGACACUAUGCCACGCUCAGGUGAUAAUGGUCCGCGACGUUCAUCUCGUAUUCGUCCGCCUAUCCGCUAUGGCAUUGAUACCGUUUAA